UUGGAAACAAAAAUUCGAAAAAUCAAAAUGACAUCGGAUGAAAAAAAUGGAAAAUCAAAUUUUGAAAAAAAGGGAAAAUUUUCAGCGGAAAACUGUACUGAAAGUAUUGUUGAAUAUUUAAUUGCUAAUUUUACGCGAAUUCAUCUUGCUGAAGACGAGUUUAACAAUUUUCUCAUCGUAACGUAGUUCAAAUUGAAUUUAAUUUCGAAAAAGCUUUACUUUGAUAAGAGAACGUGUGUUGAUAACAGAUCUUUUUCCUAUUUUGUUGUGCAUUUCUUGUAUUAAUGGAACGAUAUUUUGUUCGUCCUUAAUCACUAGUAACCAUAACGUGAUAAUCUGAACGAUGAGUAAAUAUUCCAGUGAUUCUGACGACGAUUACAGAGGGAAAAGUUCCCGGCGGAAACGACGAAGGUCUGAUUCUUCAUCUUCAAGAGACAGUCAUGUAAAAAGUUCCAAAAGACGAUCUCGUAAAUCGCGAAGUCAUUCUCGAGACAGUUACAGAACAUCCUCCAAGAGUAUUCACAAAGACAAACGUUCAUCUUUAAAAGAUAAAAGUCGUUCUCAACGUUCUAGGUCACCGUACCGAAACCGGUCUAGAUCACGGCGUAGGUAUAGGUCAACAUCGAGGAGUCGGUCCAGAUCUCGAGGAUCUUCUAGCGGUUACUCUAAAAAGAAAAAUUAUUCUAAAUCAAAACGACGGUACAAAUCUCGUAGCAGAUCUCAUUCGCCUCAUAGAAGAUCAAGAUCACGUUCCAGACGAAGAUCGAGAUCGAGAUCCAAGUUAAGAUCACACCGUUCCCGAUCACGGUCCGGUAGCACAUCUAAACGAACCAAACGUCCUUCCAAUGAUGAAAAUGGGCGUGGGACAUCUUCUAGUUCAAAUGAUUGUAUCGCUGUUGAUUGUAAACCUUUACAAGAAUUGCAUAGACGAAUAUCGCAAAAACCCUUAAGACCAGAGAAUAAUUUCAGUCUCGAUAAUAACCCUAAAUUAAUCACUAUUCCUUCUGAUGAUCCAGUCGUGAAACAAGAACAAUUAGAUGACAUAAAUGCUACUUCAUUUACUCCUAAAACGUUCAAAUCUAGUAAAUCAUCAAAUCUCGAUCGACCAGAUACAAAACCGUUGCCGUCAUCGCUAAAAUUGGAAAAUGAGUUGAAUAAUUUAGCAAUUACCAAUUUCAGCGAACAGAUGGUAAAAUCGAAUAAUUUCAGCGACGUAAAACGUAUAAAUGAGACUGUUUUUCACGAUAGUAUUGCCUUCAAUGAUGACGAACAGAAAAUCCGAGAGUGGGUGAAAAAAUUAUUAGUACUACGACAAAAGCAUCUCAACGGUCAUUAAAAAUAGUAAAAUUGAAUCCACUGUCCACUUGUAAAUAAUUUUGUACAAGACGAUAUUUCUAAUAAAUUAAUUCUUGAAUUUUCGUUAUCAA
This is a messenger RNA of Planococcus citri (citrus mealybug), 1427 nucleotides long. RefSeq names its product serine/arginine-rich splicing factor 4-like. The record is from RefSeq and is a predicted model, not a curated record. The transcript has 5 exons. Bases 344 to 1336 code for a protein of 330 amino acids. Lineage: Eukaryota; Metazoa; Arthropoda; Insecta; Hemiptera; Pseudococcidae.